GUGUGUUUGUAGAAGAAAGAGGGUGGGGUAAGCAUUCCCCAGUAUUUUUCAUUGCUUGGUGGGCCCGCGUUGCUCCAAUCCAUUCCUCUUUCCCCGACCCGAACCUAGAGUCAGACUCACCACGUAUCUACACUUUAAUGACGCCGCAGUAACACCGACGGAGGAGACACUACCGGCGGCGGAGUCCACAUCGGAGAGAGCGUAAAGAUGGAGUUGACAAUCACACAACCUGAUGAUUGGCAUCUUCAUCUUCGUGACGGUGCUCUUCUUCAAGCUGUAACCCCUCACAGCGCAAAACAUUUUGGAAGAGCUAUAGUUAUGCCAAAUUUGAAACCACCUAUCACUACCACAGCUUCCGCUAUUUCUUAUCGUGAAUCUAUUUUGAAAGCCAUACCUAAAACUUCCAAUUUCACCCCUCUCAUGACACUUUAUCUCACUGAUGUUACAUCACCUCAUGAGAUUCAACUUGCUAAAAAAAGUGGAUUUGUUUAUGGUGUGAAGUUAUAUCCUGCUGGUGCUACAACGAAUUCCCAAGAUGGUGUUACAGAUAUUUUUGGAAACUGUUAUUCUGUUCUUGAGGAAAUGGUUGAGCAAGGUUUACCAUUAUUGGUUCAUGGAGAAGUUACAAAUACAGAAGUUGAUAUUUUUGACCGGGAAAAGGUCUUUAUUGAAACAAUUUUAGAGCCUUUAAUUCAAAGGCUUCCGCAGUUGAAGGUUGUGAUGGAGCAUAUUACUACCAUGGAUGCUGUUAAAUUUGUAGAGUCUUGCAAAGAAGGUUAUGUAGCAGCAACUGUUACACCUCAACAUAUUCUUCUCAAUCGCAAUGCUUUGUUCCAAGGUGGCUUACAGCCUCACAAUUUCUGUCUUCCCGUGCUUAAAAGAGAGAUCCACAGACAGGCUAUUGUUGCAGCUAUCACUAGUGGAAGUAAACGAUUUUUCCUUGGAACCGAUAGUGCUCCACAUGAUAGGCGUAAAAAGGAGUGUUCUUGUGGAUGUGCUGGCAUAUACAACUCCCCAGUUGCUCUAUCGCUAUAUGCUAAGGUUUUUGAAGAGGCUGGUGCACUUGACAAGCUUGAGGCUUUUACAAGUUUUAAUGGACCCGACUUCUAUGGUAUCCCCAGAAACAAGUCAAAGAUAAAACUGAGGAAAUCUCCUUGGAAAGUACCCGAGUGUUUUUCAUUUCCAUUUGGAGAUAUUAUUCCCAUGUUUGCCGGUGAAACACUUGAAUGGGAGGCAAUGCUUGUCUGACUGGUCUCCAACUCUCCGCAGUUUGUUCGUUAGGUACCAUUUAUUGGAGUCUGUUACUCUAGUUAGUUGCCUUGAUUACUGAACCUGAUAGCUUGUAUCUAUCAACUGGUCGCACUCGUAGUUUCAGUUUAACUUUGAACUGGCAUGUCUAUUUGAAAGUUUGGUAUCUUGCAGCUUAAAUAACUGACUGUUGAAAUGGGAAUUUAAUAAUUUAUGUGGGCAUUCAGAGAAUCAGAACUAUGUUCAGGCAAUUUUGUUGUUUUAAAUAUAAGUAUCAGUUUGUAAAAUUU
Messenger RNA from Cicer arietinum (chickpea), 1538 nucleotides. Its product is annotated as dihydroorotase, mitochondrial. Gene Ontology annotation, cellular component: chloroplast; cytoplasm. Gene Ontology annotation, molecular function: dihydroorotase activity. NCBI's taxonomy places the organism in Eukaryota, Viridiplantae, Streptophyta, Magnoliopsida, Fabales, Fabaceae. The record is from RefSeq and is a predicted model, not a curated record. Gene Ontology annotation, biological process: pyrimidine nucleotide biosynthetic process; 'de novo' pyrimidine nucleobase biosynthetic process.